AUGAGGCAUAUUCUACAGCCUAAUGGGGUUGUGAUCUCUUCAGAGUUGUUUCGAGAAGAAUUCUAUAAGAAAUACUUUCCCAUCUCAGUUAGGAAUGGCAAGGAACUUGAACUGCUUCAGCUGAAACAAGGCCAGAUGACCGUUACUGAGUACACAAGCAAAUUUGAGGAACUGUGCCGCUUUUCACGUAUCUGUCAGGGAGCUCCUGAGGACUUUGCUGGGUGGAAGUGUAUCAAGUAUGAGGGUGGCCUUAGGGGCGAUAUUCAGAGCUUCGUUGCACCGAUGGAGAUCCGAACCUUUUCUAAACUGGUAAACAAAACCAGAGUUGCUGAAGAAUGUCUGAGAAAGGCGGCAUUAGACAAGAGUGAUCAUCAAAGCUCUAUUAGGGAAGAUCACGGAAGAAAUUUAGUGCCUCGAGGUCAAGAUUUCAAGCGAGGUGGCAAUACUCCACAGCAACAUCAAGGCCAGAGUAGCUUCUGGAGGUUCAAUAAUAACAAUAACCAAGGAAAAGAACGCGGAAAACAGGCUCAGUUUCCGCAGGAUGACUUGACUUGCAGGAGGUGUGGAAGGUACCACCCAAACACUCCGUGUAGGGCCGAUUGGGAUGUCUGUUAUUACUGUGGAAGAGCCGGGAAUAUGUCUUGA
Molecule: messenger RNA, 645 nt
Organism: Arachis stenosperma
Lineage: Eukaryota; Viridiplantae; Streptophyta; Magnoliopsida; Fabales; Fabaceae
Exons: 1
Coding region: 1-645 (214 amino acids)
Source: RefSeq, a predicted model, not a curated record